GUUGCACGAAACUCGAGCGCUGGAGUCCUGAGCCGCCGCUAGCAACGCGGAGUCACCAAGCCCAGAAGACCUGCGAGCGCGAGCAGCGCGCGAGUGAGCUGGACAGGUCCGAUCACCCUGGUAGAGCCGGGCUCCGAUUCUUCCCAAGUUGAGCCUUAGUGAUCCCGUGGCUGAAGUUAGCGCCUUGACAACUGGGCAACCCGACACGUCGCCGGGAGUGAUUUUUUUGGGAGCCUUCUAGCAGUUUUGAUUUCCCAAACCUGUUUCUAGAGACCGGAGACCCUUCAGCCGGGCGGGCCAUCGCUGUUAGCCUUUUUUGUGGCCGCUCGGACUCACCGCUCCCGGUCGCACCACCAGAGCUGUCUGACCGCGCCGCCCUCCUUCCCCGCAAGCGCUCCAGCCUUCGUUUCCCAAGUCGGCGCCGUCGGGCCGUGGCAAAAUGAUCGCCUCGCAUCUGCUCGCCUAUUUCUUCACGGAGCUCAACCAUGACCAAGCGCAGAAGGUUGACCAGUAUCUCUAUCACAUGCGCCUUUCUGAUGAGACCCUUCUGGAGAUCUCUAAGCGGUUCCGAAAGGAGAUGGAGAAAGGGCUUGGAGCUACCACCCACCCCACUGCUUCCGUGAAAAUGCUGCCCACCUUUGUGAGGUCUACUCCAGACGGGACAGAACAUGGAGAGUUCUUGGCUCUGGACCUUGGAGGGACCAACUUUCGUGUGCUUCGGGUGAGAGUCACGGACAAUGGGCUCCAGAAGGUCGAGAUGGAGAACCAGAUCUACGCCAUCCCUGAGGACAUCAUGCGAGGCAGCGGCACUCAGCUGUUUGACCACAUUGCCGAAUGCCUGGCUAACUUCAUGGAUAAGCUACAGAUCAAAGACAAGAAGCUCCCCUUGGGCUUUACCUUCUCGUUCCCCUGCAUCCAGACGAAACUAGACGAGAGUUUCCUGGUCUCAUGGACAAAGGGGUUCAAGUCCAGUGGUGUGGAAGGCAAAGACGUGGUUGCUCUGAUCCGGAAGGCCAUCCAGAGGAGAGGGGACUUUGAUAUUGAUGUUGUGGCUGUGGUGAAUGACACAGUUGGGACCAUGAUGACCUGCGGUUAUGAUGACCAGAACUGCGAGAUUGGUCUCAUUGUGGGCACGGGCAGCAAUGCCUGCUACAUGGAAGAGAUGCGCCACAUUGACACGGUGGAGGGAGACGAGGGGCGGAUGUGCAUCAACAUGGAGUGGGGGGCCUUCGGGGAUGACGGUGUGCUCGAUGACAUCCGCACUGAGUUUGACCGGGAGAUCGACAUGGGCUCCCUGAACCCCGGGAAGCAACUAUUUGAGAAGAUGAUCAGUGGGAUGUACAUGGGGGAACUGGUGAGGCUUAUCCUGGUGAAGAUGGCGAAGGAGGACCUGCUCUUCAGGGGGAAGCUCAGCCCCGGACUCCUCGCCAAGGGCCGCUUUGAGACCAAAGAUAUUUCAGAUAUUGAAGGGGAGAAGGAUGGCAUCCGGAAGGCCCGCGAGGUCCUGGUGCGGCUGGGCAUCGACCCGACACAGGAGGACUGCGCGGCCACUCACCGGAUCUGCCAGAUCGUGUCCACGCGCUCAGCCAACCUGUGCGCGGCCACCCUGGCGGCCGUGCUGCGGCGCAUCAAGGAGAACAAGGGAGAGGAGCGCCUGCGCUCCACCAUCGGGGUGGACGGCUCCGUCUACAAGAAACACCCUCUUUUCGCGAAGCAUCUUCACAAGACCGUGCGGCGCCUGGUGCCUGACUGCGACGUCCGCUUCCUCCGCUCUGAGGAUGGCAGUGGCAAGGGGGCAGCCAUGGUGACAGCAGUGGCCUACCGGCUGGCUUACCAACACCGAGCCCGCCAGAAGACCUUGGAGUCCCUGACACUGAGCCGGAAGCAGCUGCUGGAAGUCAAGGAGAGGAUGAAGCUAGAAAUGGAGCGAGGUCUGCGCAAGGAGACUCACGCCAUCGCCCCUGUCAAGAUGCUGCCCACUUAUGUGUGCGCCACCCCCGACGGCACAGAGAAAGGUGAUUUCCUGGCCUUGGACCUUGGGGGCACCAAUUUCCGAGUGCUGCUGGUGCGCGUGCGGAAUGGGAAGCGGCGCGGAGUGGAGAUGCACAACAAGAUCUACACCAUCCCGCAGGAGGUCAUGCACGGCACAGGCGACGAGCUCUUUGACCAUAUCGUCCAGUGCAUCGCUGACUUCCUCGAGUACAUGGGCAUGAAGGGCGUGUCCCUGCCCCUGGGCUUCACCUUCUCCUUCCCCUGCCAGCAGAACAGCCUGGACGAGAGCAUCCUCCUCAAGUGGACUAAAGGCUUCAAGGCGUCUGGCUGCGAGGGCGAGGACGUGGUCGGCCUGCUGAAGGAAGCCAUCCACCGGCGAGAGGAGUUUGACCUGGAUGUGGUCGCCGUGGUGAAUGACACAGUCGGGACUAUGAUGACCUGUGGCUAUGAAGACCCUCACUGUGAAGUUGGCCUCAUUGUUGGCACCGGCAGCAAUGCCUGCUACAUGGAGGAGAUGCGGAACGUGGAAUUGGUGGAUGGGGAAGAGGGACGGAUGUGUGUCAACAUGGAGUGGGGAGCCUUUGGGGACAACGGGUGCCUAGAUGACUUCCGCACAGAAUUUGAUGUGGCUGUGGAUGAGCUUUCUCUCAACCCCGGCAAACAGAGGUUUGAGAAAAUGAUCAGCGGCAUGUACUUGGGCGAGAUUGUCCGAAACAUCCUCAUCGAUUUCACCAAGCGUGGGCUGCUCUUCCGUGGUCGCAUCUCAGAGCGACUCAAGACAAGGGGAAUCUUUGAAACCAAGUUCCUGUCUCAGAUUGAGAGCGACUGCCUGGCCCUGCUGCAGGUCCGGGCCAUCCUGCGCCACUUGGGGCUCGAGAGCACCUGUGACGACAGCAUCAUCGUCAAGGAGGUGUGCACCGUCGUGGCGCGGAGGGCAGCCCAGCUCUGCGGCGCUGGCAUGGCCGCCGUGGUGGACAAGAUACGAGAAAACCGUGGGCUGGAUACUCUGAAAGUGACCGUGGGUGUGGACGGCACCCUCUACAAGCUCCACCCUCACUUCGCCAAAGUCAUGCACGCGACGGUGAAGGACCUGGCUCCCAAGUGUGACGUGUCCUUCCUGGAGUCAGAGGACGGCAGUGGGAAGGGAGCAGCUCUCAUCACUGCAGUGGCCUGUCGCAUCCGUGAGGCUGGACAGCGAUAGAGUCCCUGGAGUCAGAAGGGACUUCCUCUGGUUCCCCUCUUCCCUGCUUUAAAUUAUAAGAUGUCAUCUCCUGUGUCAGA
Molecule: messenger RNA, 3273 nt
Organism: Miniopterus natalensis
Lineage: Eukaryota; Metazoa; Chordata; Mammalia; Chiroptera; Miniopteridae
Gene: HK2
Product: hexokinase 2
Biological process (GO): intracellular glucose homeostasis; glucose metabolic process; glycolytic process
Cellular component (GO): cytosol; mitochondrion
Molecular function (GO): D-glucose binding; glucokinase activity; fructokinase activity
Source: RefSeq, a predicted model, not a curated record